Otolemur garnettii (small-eared galago) is the source of this 2297-nucleotide messenger RNA. RefSeq names its product paired like homeodomain 1 (gene PITX1). Lineage: Eukaryota; Metazoa; Chordata; Mammalia; Primates; Galagidae. The transcript is spliced from 3 exons. Gene Ontology annotation, biological process: regulation of transcription by RNA polymerase II; anatomical structure morphogenesis. Gene Ontology annotation, cellular component: nucleus. Bases 375 to 1319 code for a protein of 314 amino acids. The record is from RefSeq and is a predicted model, not a curated record. Gene Ontology annotation, molecular function: DNA-binding transcription factor activity, RNA polymerase II-specific; RNA polymerase II cis-regulatory region sequence-specific DNA binding.
CCUGGCGCAGGGACUGCUGGAACCUGGCGGUGCGCGCUGUCGCUUUAAGACAGACUCUGCCGGCGCCGUCCGGAGCCUUAGAAACCGGCCCCGGAUCUGGAGCCGUAGCCGGGGCCGGGCGGGCGGCUGAGGCCCGAGCGGCGGGAUCGCAGCGCUGAGCCAGGCACCCAGUCGCGAGAAACGGCCUCCGCCGCAGCCCGCCCGGCCCCGCAGCUCCGGGCGGUCCAUGGGGCGGGCGCGGCGUCGCGGCGGGCACGGGCAGCCCUGGGGGGCAGCUGCUUAGGAGCUGCGCUCUUGUCCCCGCAGGUCGCAGCCAGGGCGGUCGGGAGCGCUUAGCCCCGGGCCCUGGAGCGCCCUCCGCGGUCCCCACGUACAUGGACGCCUUCAAAGGGGGCAUGAGCCUGGAGCGGCUGCCGGAGGGACUCCGGCCACCGCCGCCGCCGCCCCAUGACAUGGGGCCCGCCUUCCACCUGGCACGCGCGGCCGACCCCCGAGAGCAGCUCGAAAACUCAGCCAGUGAGUCGUCUGACACGGAGCUGCCAGAGAAGGAGCGCGGCGCGGAACCCAAGGGGCCGGAGGACAGUGGCGCGGGCGGCGCGGGCUGUGGCGGCGCGGAGGACCCAGCCAAGAAGAAGAAGCAGCGGCGGCAACGAACGCACUUCACAAGCCAGCAGUUGCAAGAGCUGGAGGCGACGUUCCAGAGGAACCGCUACCCGGACAUGAGCAUGAGGGAGGAAAUCGCUGUGUGGACCAACCUCACCGAGCCGCGCGUGCGGGUCUGGUUCAAGAACCGGCGAGCCAAGUGGCGGAAGCGCGAGCGUAACCAGCAGCUGGACCUGUGCAAGGGCGGUUACGUGCCGCAGUUCAGCGGCUUGGUGCAGCCCUACGAGGACGUGUAUGCCGCCGGCUACUCGUACAACAACUGGGCCGCCAAGAGCCUGGCUCCAGCGCCACUGUCCACGAAAAGCUUCACCUUCUUCAACUCCAUGAGCCCGCUGUCGUCGCAGUCCAUGUUCUCGGCACCCAGCUCCAUCUCCUCCAUGACCAUGCCGUCCAGUAUGGGCCCAGGCGCCGUGCCUGGCAUGCCCAACUCCGGCCUCAACAACAUCAACAACCUCACCGGCUCCUCGCUUAACUCGGCCAUGUCACCCGGCGCCUGCCCGUACGGCACCCCAGCCUCGCCCUACAGCGUCUACCGGGACACGUGCAACUCGAGCCUAGCCAGCCUGCGGCUCAAGUCCAAGCAACACUCGUCGUUCGGCUACGGCAGCCUGCAGGGCCCGGCUACGGGCCUCAACGCGUGCCAGUACAACAGCUGACCGCCCCGCUGCGCCACGCGGGUCGGCGGCCGGCACGGCGCCGGGCGGGGCGGGCGCGGAGGACGCACGCGGGGCCGCAGCCAGCCGCGCCGUGGGCCUCGUGCCUGCGCGCCCCCUCCUCCCACUCCCCGCCUCUGGGUUGGUUUUGUGUUUGCUUUUCCGGACCCCACUCAGCCCUCAAAAAAAAAGAAAAGAAAGUUAAAAGACGUCGGAGAAAAGUGCCGCGAAAUAAUGGAUGAGUUGCAAUUGCCCUCGGGAUGGCGCGGGUGGUGUGUGUUCCCAUGGGCCCCGGUGGCCCACUCCGCGGAGAGGACUCGGCGGGGGAAGCGAGUGCCGAGGCCCAGCGGCCCGGAGAGGACGCCAUCGUAGCCCGCGUCCCCGCCGCGCUGUAUGCGGACUGAGCGACCAAGCCUGUGAGAACUGGAUGUGCUAUUCCCGAACAAGCCUGAGAUCCCUUAGCCCGGUACGAACCAAGACAACUCUCCGAGCUGGGCCCGGCCGAGCGCACCUUAGCUCGAUUCGUAUCCGAGUUGGAGCAGGCGCUGGGCCAGGGGUGACGGUUCCUCGCACCGGAUCGGGCGCUCGCCAGGGAGCCGCACAUGCCCGCGGCGCGCCCUGCCUGGGAGAGCCCUCGCCCUCCCUGCGCCCAGCCCUAUAUUAAGGCCAGGGAGCUGCAGCGGGUGGUGUGGACAUGGCGGGAGGAUGGGGAAGGCUUGUCUCAGAGUACCCCAACCCCAAGCUUAGCCGCAGGCUCAGGCUCUCUGCUCUGCUCCUGGGCCGGGAGGUGGCCCCUUGUCCCGGCGCACAGCCCCCUCCUCACCGCCUGCCGUGCAAGAGUGGAGCCGGGAGAGCGCGGGGCGCGGCCCCAGGGCCCUGCGCCCAUUUUGCACACCCGCUCUCCGGCCCUCGCCCCUGUUUACAGCGUCCCUGUGUAUGUCGGACUGACUGUAUAGAAUUAUAAAUUUGUCUAUAUCGACU